AUGUCGCAGAGCAGGUGGCAGUUCAUCGACUCAUCGAAAAACAGUGCGGACAACCUGACUCAAGUGAAGCGCCAUGUGAUGCAGGAGUAUAUGCGGCAGAAGCGCCUGGAGAACAAGCACGAAGACAGCGGGCAGGUCGGCACAAAGAAACGGUCACGAGCCAAAAAGACGAAGGUGCAGCCUCAGGCACGCGCUGCCGGGGAAGGAGCAUACUUCAACUUCAACCUGACAUCGUCGCCGCGGACCAUACUCAGUGCCGCCAGAACGGACCCCUUUGACGCCCUGCCGUGGCAGGCCUCCAAGGAGGACCAGCGUCUUUUUGACUUCUACGUGCAUGAAAUGCCGGCAUGUUCUUAUGGACACCAUUUUCGUACCAAGAAAGCCCACAACUGGUACACUGAAGUCUUCGUCCCCGAGGCCAUGAAAGGCGCCCUGACCUUUGUUAACACGAUCCUGGUCCAUGGCGCCAACACCUGGGCCUGGGUUCGCAAUGAAACUGAAACCGAGAGCACUCUGCGCUAUCGACAGCUCGGUAUUUCAAUGCUCCGCGACCACACCCAGAAACACCCUCAUGAUAUGACCGACAAUGUUAUCACUGCCUGCAUGAGCGCUGCGGCCCUCGAGGACUUCGAUCCUCGACCAGGGCAUAAGGAAAUUAGCUGGAUUCACAUGCGACAAGCCCAAAGAUUGAUCCGACGUCGCGGUGGCCCUGCAGCUUUUCAGAACACCACAUUGGCAAGGCUCAUCAACUGGCAAGAUUAUAUUUUGGCCGGCUACGUAUCAGAUCCAGACGGGUUCUACUUUGAAAACAACCAUCGCUUCCCCUCCGACGCAGCCAGACCGUCUCCGAACACCUGUCUCCCUUCGCCUCCCAAUUCGGCAUCCCCAGCUACCUCAGAUCGCACCCCUUCGCCUACCCGCUUUUCGUUUACAAAUACGCCCGAGCAAGAGAUAGCACUGCAGUGCGAAGAGUUCCUCGAUUUUCUAGGGCGCUGUGAACGUCUAGCCCUGAGCCAACGAAUGGCGCUCCCACCAAACAAUGCAAGUGUUCGUCACACUGGCUUCGGGCCUGCGUCGCCUCUUCACCAUAUAUUAAUAUCCCCAGCGGAGAAGCGACGAACAGUAACUGGGGACCGGAAGCAAUUUAUUGCUCGACUAGCGGCCCUCUUGAUGCUGAAUGCAGCCAUGUGGGAUUAUCGAUUGUCUGUCCGCAAGACCGAGGCGUUCUUAGCGUAUUCAAUACACCAGCUUCAGGAAAGCGAGGUCAACGUGGGUUCCUCGAUAGAGGCACUAUUACAGAUUCUUCUUGCAUGCAAGGACUUCCCUUUGGAUGAAAAUCUGUCGCCUGUCCUGCAUCCGGUUUCUCAAUCUCCGGCCAUCCCGGACCUCGCCGAUUUCUCACAAUAUUCCGACACCGCAACGUCUCCAUUUGCCCGGCCGUGGUUCGUCGGCCGUAUGCUCAAAGUCGCAAAGCGCCUCGGACUCCAAACCUGGCUUCGUCUCAACAAUUUUCUGUUCGAAUGCCUGACGCUCCAGGUUCAAGAGCAUACCAUGCUUUCUUGGGGACCUCAUCUGCGAUUCGAAAUCCUGCAAGCUCCUCUGACAAGCUACGUUAUGCCUGCUUUACAAGAGGCUGUCUUUCUAGGAGUAUAA
Molecule: messenger RNA, 1653 nt
Organism: Talaromyces atroroseus
Lineage: Eukaryota; Fungi; Ascomycota; Eurotiomycetes; Eurotiales; Trichocomaceae
Exons: 1
Coding region: 1-1653 (550 amino acids)
Source: RefSeq, a predicted model, not a curated record